Austrofundulus limnaeus is the source of this 497-nucleotide messenger RNA. It is a transcript of the gene rbx1, whose product is annotated as ring-box 1, E3 ubiquitin protein ligase. NCBI's taxonomy places the organism in Eukaryota, Metazoa, Chordata, Actinopteri, Cyprinodontiformes, Rivulidae. The transcript has 5 exons. Gene Ontology annotation, molecular function: zinc ion binding. The record is from RefSeq and is a predicted model, not a curated record. Bases 23 to 349 code for a protein of 108 amino acids.
CACAGCUUCCCGACAGACCAAGAUGGCAGCAGCGAUGGAUGUUGACACGCCGAGCGGCAGUAACAGCGGAGCGAGCAAGAAGCGUUUUGAAGUUAAGAAGUGGAAUGCUGUUGCACUGUGGGCCUGGGACAUCGUGGUGGAUAACUGUGCCAUCUGUAGGAACCACAUCAUGGAUCUCUGCAUAGAGUGUCAGGCCAACCAAGCUUCUGCUACAUCUGAAGAGUGCACUGUGGCGUGGGGUGUCUGUAAUCAUGCCUUUCAUUUCCACUGUAUCUCACGUUGGCUGAAAACCAGACAGGUGUGUCCUCUGGACAACAGAGAGUGGGAGUUUCAGAAAUACGGACACUAGCUGUAACUUUGUUGUCUUGUUCCUGGACUUCUGCGAGCGCCAGCCUCUCCACUUCUGUAUUCCUCCUCCGCUGUAACUAGGUGUUAUUUCACACACAUUUUGUUUUGGUAUGUUGUGAGUACUUAAAUAAACAGUAAUGUUAUCAGUC